GUAUCGAGUUAGCUGUGUAAGUAUUAGCCGUGGAAACUGGAUACUUCAUCGCACCAUUGACGACCGACCACGACGGGACUUGGCCAUGAACGCGCAGGUGCAAAUGAGCGGCAGUAGUAGUGCAGGCGGCUACUGCGUCAGAUCGACAGCUAGCAAAAGCAACAGUUUGUACACUCCUACUUGCCCGGCAAGCGACAGGGAGGAGGAAGUCGAAAAUAGUGAACCAGAUUUGAGCGAUUACUACUCUGACAGCGGAUAUCCCACGAGACCUCGGCCGAGACACAUUCUCUGGACGUCUUCGUCGCGCCAGUUCCGAACUGUCGUCGCAGAGAACGGGGUGCAGAGGAGAGCGGCGCCCACGGCCAACGGCCACCGGUCGAGCGACUCCCUUGACACGAGCAGAAGCCGUAGACUCUCGGUACCGGCUGUACUAGGUCCGGCGGCCAGGGAAGUAACAAGUGUGAAAACCAAGGCCUUUAGUAAGCUCCGGAGCCUGAGAAACAAUCGUAUUAUCCCGGUUUCCAGUCCGGAUCGGCAGCGACCGCCCAGUUCCCUCGUCACCAACUGCCUCAGUGCCAACGGCAACAAAGGACUGAACGUCCUCACGAGUCCCGAGGAAGAAAGAAAGCCGAAGCAGCUGCGAAGUUUCUCUGUGCCUUCGGGGAGCGCCUCGGACGUGGAAGACAUGUCGCAAGGCAAGCUGAAAAAGGCCAAGAAGGUCGGGAGAGCUCUCUCCUUCUCCCUCGGGACGGGGGACAAGAAAAAGAGAGCGCGCAACAUCUUCGGGGCCCUGAGUCGUGGUGGGGAGACCGCGGCAAUGAACGAACCGCCGCAGGUGACCCAGAGCCCUGUACUGAUGAGCAGGAAGCGAGUGGCCGGCGAUACCAGCACCAUCUACGAGGAAGAUAGAGGUAGUCUGAGCUCCGCCGACGAGGGAGAGGAUCGGCUGGGAAGCCUCGGCUACAUCCACGGUAAUCGCUUCGGGUCUUGUCGCGAGCUAACUUCGUUGGGGUUGGAGAAAGAGGAGGCUAAUCAGCAGCGCCUCAGGCCGCUCUCCUCGAGCAAGCACAAGAGACCGUCUCUCCCCAGCUUCACAAAACUUCCAGCUGGCUCCGAGGAACCUCAGUGCCUCUCCUCUUCUCUUCCAAGAGACGCAGCUCCCCAGAACUCCAGUGAGGGAUCCCCUGGCCCCAGUCCUCCCUCCUCUCCCUCUCGAGGGAAGGUCCUCCGCAGGAAGCUCUCUGAUCCAGGCUCGGCACCCAGCACGCCAGAGACAGGCAACAGUCCGACAAACGAGCGGAGACGUGCCAACAGAGCAGAGGGUGGAGGUGGAGGUGGGCUGAGCAGAGCUAACAGGCCCCUGCGUAAAGGAUUCACAUUCUCCGUGGGUGGCUCCAACCUUUCUCCGGACUGGAAGGAGAUGAGGCACCACGUGGUUCGGUUUCUACUGGAGACGGAGCAGUCAUAUGUACAGAGUCUGCGCACAAUCAUAAAGGUGUACCUCGAGCCACUGAAGAAACCACAAGCGUUUGGAAUGAUUGAUUCAUCUCUAGUGAGGGAUAUAUUCUACCAGAUCCCGGAGAUCUGCGGUCUCCAUGAGAGGUUUCUGCUGCAGAUCAGCCAGCGGACGGAGCGCUGGCAUCCUCUCCAGAAGAUUGGAGACGUUUUUGUCAACACUUUUUCAAAGUGCCAUCUGAUGAACAUAUACACAAUGUUCAUCCACAAUUUCAUGAGGGCCAAGGCAGCCAUUGAAAUAGCAAAGCAAGCUCGACCUGUCUUUGCCAAGUUUAUAGAGCGCUCCAAAGCCAGCACGGGGAAACUGUCUCUGGACGACCUUCUGAUAAAGCCAGUCCAGAGGAUCCCUCGCUACCUCCUCUUUAUCAAAGACCUCCUCAAACACACGUCAGCCAACCACCCUGACCACGCCCCCCUCCAUCAGGCUCUGGAGGAACUGAAGGGACUAGUGGAGAGGGUCAACGAGAGCGAGAGAGAGAUGGCCAGGAGUGAGAAGCAGAGGGAACUCCUCACCUCAGUCGACGGGCUGGCUCUGUUUGUUCGACCGGAGUCGGAACUGGUGAGGUAUGAUCUGGUCACCGAGGCCCAGGGCUCCGCCCACAAGAGGGACAGGUUCCUCAUUCUGUUCUCAGACGUCAUGGUCUGUGCCUCAACACGGCGCAAGAGCACUGGACUCAGGAGAAGCUCUCUCCUGUAAGUCCUUCUUUCCCUCUCCACUUCAUUUUCUAUUUCCAUUUUUUGUCUUGCCAUUACUGACCCCCUUUUCCCCACCCUCACACACACACACGCACACACAGCAACCUCAGCACACUCCAGCCCGACACCUUCAGAUACAAGAUCAAAUGGAGCACGCCACUCAAGCACCUCUCAAUGGGGGAAGUCCAAGCUCCAAUGGUGGAGAGGAAGAAGAAGAACACACUGGACAAGAUGGUUGAGAACCUGGGAAAAGACGAGGCCACGCUGACACAGCUCCUGGAGACCAGCAACACUCUCAGGCAGCCUCAUCAGCCACUGAGCUCUCUACUAAAGGACAUGCUAUCAGAGGUGAGACAGAGCAUAUCGGACAAGAAGGCGGAGCUUGAAAACCUUCCUCUCCUCCACUCCAGAGUCGACCUCAUGUGCUACAACAGUCUCCCUCCGACGCAGUAUUCCAUCAUUUUCCCGUCUCAGAAGAUCAGAAACUCGUGGGAAGAGGACUUCCUCAAAGUGAAGAGAUCCACGUGCUCCCCACUGCUGGCCGCGCCCCAUUCGUCUCGUAGCUCACCUCAGCCGUCGGACGAUGGAGGGUUUGAAUUCCUUCAUCCUCUCCACGUGCAGUCUGGCCGAGCUCUCCCUUGUUCUACAGUUGUCAUGUGCAGGUGUCGGUCUCCCUGGCGACGGAGCGUCGUACCACAAUCUCUGGGUGGCCUGUUGCGACGGGUACGGAGGUCAGGUGUGUCUCCUUGACCUGGAGACCUCCACCAGGCCUCACAUGGUGGCCAACAUCACUGUCAGUGACUCCAAGAUCCUCUGCAUCUCCGCCAUACCUGUUCAAGACUCUGACAACGAUCGCCCUUCUACCGCUCUCUCUCUGGAGUCCGACGGCCUGUCUACGAAUUUGGACGUCCCGUUAGAGGAUGGGUCUGAUAAUUUGGAUGUCCCAUUGGAGGAUCGGACAGUCCCGGUAGUUUCUCCUGAGCUGGUGGGGAAGGUGACACAGUCAAUGCCAAGAGACAUUCGUGGAUCUCUGAUAACUUCAUUUUCUUCUGACUCGUCCUCCACAACUCCAUCACUCAGUCGCUCCCCUAGUCUCACUAGCACUCGCAGUGAUCCCCGCACCGACCCCACCGAUGAUGUCAUCCCCAUAGACCCCGCCCCCAUCCACCAGAUUGCGUUCGGGGGUCACGAAGACGGCAGCCCGAGAAAGAGAAACGGGUUUCAUCGCGUCUGUUCCAACUCGGCCCCGGACCUCCUGAAAGUGGUAGCAGCUGAUGUUUCGCCGACUGAGGAGGGAUUCAGGAGGAGGGGUGAGCGAGGAGCCACAUCUCUCUCUCCGCCACCCCCCAUUGAUCCCAAGUACUGGAAGAUGAGAUCGCCACCCAUUGUGGAGGGGCUGACAAAGGAAGAGAGUGGGGUGGAGGAAGGGAGGGGUUCCAGCAUGUGGCUGGGAACUGAGGGAGGUCAGAUCCUGGUCUACCAUCCCGGCAGCAACCUCCGAUCUCGCAGCAAUCGCUGCACCAUCCAACUCCCAGCCUCAGUCCACUGCAUCAGGUACCACAGAAGAAAGGUGUUUGCUGGUUUAGCUGACGGAAAAGUGGCCGUUUUCGACCCCCAGAAUCCCUCCGGAGGCCACACCCACCUAAUUAGACUCGACUCCACCCCCAUUGUCGCAUGUCGUUCCCUGGGAAGACGGCUGAUGGUUGCCUCGCAGUCCAGAGUCUUCCUCAUCAACACUGCAACCAUGGAGGCCACUGUGAGUCCUCUCUUAGAUUAUAGCUAGUGGAGUGUCUUUGAGAGUCUGUUUUCUCUCUCUCUCUUUCAGCCUGUCUUAUCUCUGCCGGAAGGUCAGCUGAUAGGGUGUGUGGAGAGUGCUGGUGGUGAGGACAGGGAGGGUGGGGAGAGGGUAUGGGUGAGUGUGAGGGACAGACCUCUGUUACAUCUCUAUCACCUCCCCACCUCCUCCCUCCUCACCUCACUCGACUGCUCACAAAAGCUCCACGAAAUACUCAGAGGAUACCAUCCACUGAUCAGACAGAACAAGACGUCAUCUCUGAGAGUGACAUCUCUCCUCAUCUCCCAUCACCAGCUCCUUAUCGGCACAAGCACAGGAGUCAUCCUCACCCUCCCUCCCCUCCCCUCAUCCCCACUCUCCCCUUCCCCACACCUCUCACACCUCCCCCACGGGCACACAGACUCCAUUGCAUUCCUCACCGAACUCCAGUGUCGCGAUUCCAUUCUCGUUCUGAGUGGUGGAACCGGGUAUGAGAAUCUGACCACGAAAUCCUUGAGUGCACACAAGAUAUCCCAGACAGCCAGCUGCCUGUUGCUAUGGAAACCAGUCAGUACAAAAGACAGUGCAGACUAGCAACCACCGAAUCGUCCUGUUUCAGAGGAUAUUUUAUUUAUCAUGUGCAUUUCAUGUUGUUAUAUGUCCUAACUGUUGAGCCAUAAUAUGUCCACCACACCGUAAUAAUAAUGAUAUAGACCGUGGUAAAAUAUUAACCAAUGAAUUUUGAUAUCACACCGAAUGAGAAUGAUGAUCUGCAGAACCAGUGAAUGCAGAGAGUGAAUGGAACUCUGUGUUUGAGAAGUGGGAGGGUGCAGUGAGGGGGGUGGUCUAGUCAAGUGCAUCAUCGUCAAAGAUGUCCUCAAAACCUGCAUGGUUGAAGAGAACCAGUGUUACGGAGGUGACAGUGAGGAUCCCAGGCUAUGCCUACUGUUGAAGAAGUCGAUGUGAACAGCUCUAUCGUUCUGAGACAGAUCAGUAGUAAUGGCUGUCCCGCCCUGUGGUUGUUCAUACGACAGAGAAAGUAU
Messenger RNA from Geodia barretti, 5028 nucleotides. The record is from the annotation of a GenBank genome assembly. NCBI's taxonomy places the organism in Eukaryota, Metazoa, Porifera, Demospongiae, Tetractinellida, Geodiidae.